Ictalurus punctatus (channel catfish) is the source of this 766-nucleotide messenger RNA. RefSeq names its product stonustoxin subunit beta. The transcript is spliced from 2 exons. Lineage: Eukaryota; Metazoa; Chordata; Actinopteri; Siluriformes; Ictaluridae. The record is from RefSeq and is a predicted model, not a curated record. Gene Ontology annotation, molecular function: protein binding. The annotation marks the transcript as partial.
AAUGAAACUGGGUGUAAACUCAGAUGUUUUUUUGUACGUGUGUGUGUGAGACCUGUGGUGGUCUGCUUGGUUUUGGAUCCCCGGUGUUUGUGCAGGGUUCAGUCCUGCUCACUGAUACGGCUGGGAACUCAUCUUCUACCACUCUCAGAUUUCUGUUAUCUGACUCUGGAUCCCAACACGGCACAUCAUCAACUCAUUCUGUCUGAGAAGAACAGAGCGGUGACACACAACAGGACAGAUCAGCCAUACUCUGAUCAACCGGAGAGAUUUGACACCUGGUCUCAGGUGUUGUGUAAGGAGAGUGUGUGUGGACGCUGUUACUGGGAGGUGGAAUGGAGCAAUUUUGUGUCCAUAUCAGUCUCCUAUAAAGAGAUCAGCAGGAAAGGGCAGGGUUAUGAGUGUUUGUUUGGAUACAACAGUCAGUCCUGGAGUCUGCAGUGUUCUUCUUCUUCUGUCUAUUUCUUUCACAAUAAAAUUAACACUGAGCUCCAAGUUCCAGCGUCCUCCAGAAUAGGAGUGUAUGUGGAUCACAGUGCAGGAACUCUGUCCUUCUACAGCAUCUCUGACACGAUGAAGCUCCUCCACAGAUUCCACACCACAUUCACUCAGCCUCUAUACGCUGGGUUCUGUAUGUGGCGUUAUGACUCGACUGUGAGGUUCUGUGAUCUGAAAUGAAAUGUUGGUAAAAGUUUUUAGCAAAAUUAUAACUGAGGUGUUAGAUUUAUUUUCUCCCACUUCUUGCACUUUUGUGUGCAGAAACUGUAAC